Messenger RNA from Pleurotus ostreatus (oyster mushroom), 411 nucleotides. RefSeq lists its product as uncharacterized. Bases 1 to 411 code for a protein of 136 amino acids. NCBI's taxonomy places the organism in Eukaryota, Fungi, Basidiomycota, Agaricomycetes, Agaricales, Pleurotaceae. The transcript is spliced from 2 exons. The record is from RefSeq and is a predicted model, not a curated record.
AUGCCUUUCGACAAAUCAAAGGUUUCACUCCCUCGUGAAGAUGUCGAAUCCACUCCGUUAACAUCGGGCGAGGAGCAAGACCACGAUGAGCAGCCGCCUUCACCAACUUCAGGCAACGCUUUUGUGCGCUAUCUGCACGAGGUAGCGGAGCGGGACCCCCGCUUUUACCAGGAGACGCCAUCCGCGACGAAGAGGGUUCUUCUGCUCGCAUUUGUGGCUCUACUGUUCUGGCUGGCUUUUUCCAUGCGCCGGUCCAUGAUGAUGGCAGCCUUCGGGGCAGAGGCAGAAGCGGGCAAGUCCGAUCGCUACUCCGACGAGUACAUGUUCAGACCCGCAGCUAGCCCAAUCAUCGCGGAGACUAUGAAAGAUGGCAGUGUUCACUUCAAGGGGGCCUUACCUACCGCUCUCUAA